AUGGAACUCAGCAUAAUAGGGACAAUCCUGCUCGACCUCUCCCUCGUGGGACUCGUCUACGCCGCCGCACUCAUCUUCUACCGCCUGUAUCUCAGCCCAUUAGCACGCUUCCCCGGCCCGCGUCUCGCCGCAGCCACCGGCCUGUACGAAGUGUACUAUCAACUCGUCAAGGGCGGCAUCUUCACCUGGCAAAUCAACCGGCUGCACGACCAGUACGGCCCGAUCAUCCGCAUCAAGCCGGACGAGCUGCACAUCCGGGACCCGGACUACUACGCGACGCUGUACUCGGGCCCGGGCACGCACCGCAACAAGGAAGCCGGCUUCAGCUUCAUCGCCUUCCCGCAGUCCAUUUUCUCGACGGAGGACCACGCCCUGCACCGCGACCGCCGCCGGGUGCUGGGCCAGUUCUUCAAGAAAAAUGCGAUCCUGCGGCUCGAGCCGGCGAUCCGCGCCAACAUCGCGCUGCUGGAGAAGCACUUCGCGGCCCUGGUCGACACGCAGGGCUGUCUGGAGCUGCACACGGCGUUCCAGUGCUUCACCUCGGACACGCUCUCGCAGUACUGCUUCGGCCGCCAGCAGGGGUUCCACUACCUCGAACAGCCGGAGCUGUCCAACACGUGGAAGCUGCGCAUCAACUGGAUGUUCGAGUUCUGUCGCGUGAACCGCCAUCUGCCGUUCUUGGUCGUGUUGGCGCGGCGGUGGCCCGCCAUGGCGGAGCGGUUCUGUCCGCCGUUUGCGCAUAUCAUGGGCAUGGAGCAGGACGUGAGAAGCUUCGUACGCCACGCAAUCCACCAACACCAAACCCAAACCUCGACCCUCUCUCCUUCGAAAACAGACAGCCCCAAAGACCCAACACCCCCAAUCUACACCAGCAUCCUCGCCGACCCCUCCGUGCCCGCCAGCGAAAAGGACUCGCCCCGUCUCGAAGACGACGCCAUCUUCCUCAUGAUGGCCGGCACCGACGCCCCCUCCCAAGCCCUAGCCAUCACCAUGUUCCACAUCCUCGACAACCCAUCCGUUCACGAGAGACUCAAAGCCGAGUUACUCGCCAACAUCCCCGACGUGCGCUGCAUCCCUGCGUUGGAGAGCCUGGAACAAAUGCCCUUCCUU
Molecule: messenger RNA, 1110 nt
Organism: Aspergillus aculeatinus CBS 121060
Lineage: Eukaryota; Fungi; Ascomycota; Eurotiomycetes; Eurotiales; Aspergillaceae
Product: cytochrome P450
Exons: 2
Molecular function (GO): monooxygenase activity; oxidoreductase activity, acting on paired donors, with incorporation or reduction of molecular oxygen; heme binding
Source: RefSeq, a predicted model, not a curated record